Adineta ricciae is the source of this 990-nucleotide messenger RNA. The record is from the annotation of a GenBank genome assembly. NCBI's taxonomy places the organism in Eukaryota, Metazoa, Rotifera, Eurotatoria, Adinetida, Adinetidae.
AUGCACACUUUUUUCACAUUACCCGUCGAACUAGUUUAUCGAAUUAUGGAUCAUCAAAAUGCGCAGACGCUAUUUUGUUCAAUGCAAAAUAUUUGUCGACGGCUCAAUCAGAUCCUGAGUACUUACCAUCGAUAUCAAACACUCACCACACUUGACCUCAGAGGCAACGAAAUCGGUGCUGAAGGAGCACAACACAUUGCUAAUGCGCUCCGAACGAAUACGACACUCACCACACUUCACCUCCGUGCCAACGAAAUCGGUGCUGAAGGAGCACAACAUAUUGCGGAUGCGUUGCGAACGAAUACGACACUCACCACACUUGACCUCCGUGCCAACGAAAUCGAUGCUGAAGGAGCACAACAUAUUGCGGAUGCGCUGCGAACGAAUACGACACUCACCACACUUGACCUCAGUUGGAACGAAAUCGGUGCUGAAGGAGCACAAAAUAUUGCGAAUGCGCUGCGAACGAACACAUCACUCACUACGCUUAACCUCAGCGGGAACCGAAUCGGUGAUGAAGGAGCACAACACAUUGCUAAUGCGCUCCGAACGAAUACGACAUUCACUACGCUUAACCUCAAUCUGAACGGUAUCGGUGCUGAAGGAGCACAACACAUUGCGGAUGUGUUGCGAACGAAUACGACACUCACCACACUAGACCUCAGAGGCAACGAAAUCCGUGAUGAAGGAGCACAACACAUUGCGGAUGCGUUGCGAACGAAUACGCUACAGACACUCACUACGCUUAACCUCAAUCUGAACCGAAUCGGUGCUGAAGGAGCACAACACAUCGCUAAAGAUGAAGCACUCACCACACUAGACCUCAGAGGCAACGAAAUCCGUGAUGAAGGAGCACAACACAUUGCGGAUGCGUUGCAAACAAACACAACCCUCACCACAUUUGACCUCUGGUUUAGCGAAAUCGGUGAUGAAAUAGGUCAACACAUUGCAGAUGCAUUGGAAAGGAAUAUAAGCGCCAAGAUGGUAUAG